Molecule: messenger RNA, 6690 nt
Organism: Nerophis lumbriciformis (worm pipefish)
Lineage: Eukaryota; Metazoa; Chordata; Actinopteri; Syngnathiformes; Syngnathidae
Product: basic helix-loop-helix domain-containing protein USF3
Biological process (GO): negative regulation of epithelial to mesenchymal transition; positive regulation of transcription by RNA polymerase II
Molecular function (GO): RNA polymerase II transcription regulatory region sequence-specific DNA binding; protein dimerization activity; DNA-binding transcription activator activity, RNA polymerase II-specific
Source: RefSeq, a predicted model, not a curated record
GCUGCUAGCCAGCUAGCCAGCUAGCCAGCAGUGGGAGUGCAAACAUUGCGAGGAGCAGACUUCUUGUAACUUCUUGUAACUUCUUGUAACAUGUCCACUACGCAGCACAGGAGGGGCAGAGGAAGGAUGUGAGGUCCACCUGGUGAAGGAUGUGAGGUCACCAGGUGUAGGACAGGAUGCCAGAGAUGACUGAAAGUGACUCAAGUGGACGCAAACCAAAGAAGAAGAAGAACAAAGAGUCCCACAAUGCAGUUGAGAGACACAGAAAGGAGAAGAUAAAUGCUGGAAUUAACCGCAUUGGUAACCUUCUGCCCUGUUCGCAAGCACUCCGACAGAGUAAGAACAUGAUCCUGGACCAGGCCUUUCGCUACAUCACCGAGCUGAAGAAACAGAAUGAUGCCAUGCUGCUGGAGGGCGGCGACAAAGUCCAAGCGGAGGAGAUCCGCCGACUGCGGCGUCAACUGGAUGAGCUUCGCAAGGAGAGCGCUCACUACAUCGAGCUCCUCAAAGCCCAUGACAUCAACCUUCUGGAGGACCUUACCCUUCACUGGAAGGGUAAGCAGAGCUGUGCCAAGGUGGCCAAAGUGACGCCCACCUAUCAGCCCCCAAAGGGAAUAAUGGUCUCCUCUGACGGCAAGGAGGCGAGUCCUGGCAAACAGCAGUCCGACUCGUUAAUUCUUCAGGCCCCUACUGAGGUCGGCACAAAAUUAAGGGUAAAUGAAACCUUGCUGCACAUUGAGGCUUCUUCCACCGCUUCCACAGUCCCACACAGCCAGUCCACAACAGGCCUCGCUGUGGUGGAGCAGAUCCCAGUCGUCCCCUCUUUGCCACCGUCUGUGUCCUACAUCACCCUUCAGCUCCCCCAACACACCAACAUGGCUACUUCAGCAUGCCCACACCUCACUCAAAGCCCACCUGUUUCCAGCUUCACAACACUGGUUCCGACCAUCACCACGGCAACCGCCAUGCAGGACACGACCACCAGAACCGUAGCUUAUACCGCCAUCCGUAACAGCCAAGCUCUCCUCAGGGCGGGGGCGGCCAGUAGCACGCAAACCACGUGGACGACACUGCAGAUGGCGGGCAACACGGUGCAGCCUGUCUGUCAGAGUCUUGGCAGCACUACCCAGUCUGUCCACCAAGUGACAGUGUGUCGUCCUCCUUCUGGUCAACCCAUUCAAAUACACAUGCAAACUCCUGUGCAGCAAGCCCCCAUCAGCGCCCACAGUCAAGCAAGAACGCCCCAGCUUCGACCUUCAAUUCAGACGCUCCUCGCCCCCGAACCUCAGACACUCCUCGCCCCACAACCCCAGUGCGCCGUGCUACCACAAUCUGCCAUUAUACCUCAGCCAGCUAUGGUAGCUCACCCCGCUAUCGUCUCCCAGCCCCAAUCUGCUGUUCUUCAGCCAGCCUCAUUAGUUCCACACCCUCCUGCUGCCCUCCUCCCUCAAACUCAGCCUGCGAUGCCCCAGCAGCAGGCCACCGUGCUUCCCCUCCUGCAGACCAUGCAGGUGUUACAGGUCAACCCUAACGUCGCGGCGGUCUCUGCACCGCAGAACACACACAAUGCCAGUGUGGUCAUCUUACAGCAGGCCAGUUCCUGCCCAAGCCAGCCGGUCUUAAGAGAAGACAAGCCAACGCCAUGUCAGCACAUUGUUAUCAUCCAGGCCCCCAAUCAAGCUGCACCCGCCCCUCAGAAUUCUCAGGUGGGCCUGGUGCCUGCUUCCUUACCUGCAGUGUCAACUCAAACACCCACACCGAGCAGCUCGGCAUCAACCGUGCAGAGUGUAAGCGGCAAGCAGCUGGUGCACAUCCUCCCACGCCCGGCUCAGCCUCCUGUGAGCCAAGCGCUCACCGGUCCAGGGGUCCAAGCAACCCCACAGACCAUCACUGUGAAUGGGCAGGUGUUCGCUCUGCAGCCCAUGACAACGUCAGACAAAAGCGCCUCGCAGGGCGUCCAGAGUACAAUCCAACUGGUCCAGCCCACCACCACAGAGGAGCCGACGACUAAUAUUGCGCUUAAGAGUUUGGGGGCCCUCAGCAGUCUGAACCAGAGCAUCUCUCAGGGCCUUCCACUUAGUAUCACUAGCCAGAGCAGCAGCGUCCCGCCUUCACCUGCUGCAUCAACAGUGGUCCUGCAGCGGCCUGCUCCUUUGACAGUUCCUGCAAAAACCAUCAAACAAGGUCUAGUGCUUAGUGCUCCUAAACCUGUAGGAAAGAGGCUCAGGACUUCUCUUUAUGCUCAGCGGUCUGCAGGUAAAAAGACCAAAGAAUCAAAUAAGAGUGAGCCCAGCCGGGCUUGCUUAGACAUUUCUUCCAUGGUCACCACCACCAUCAGUGACGCUGUAGAAAAUGCUACCGCCACAUUAACACUUUCAUCCAGUAAUUCUCAGCCGCAAAGUCUAGGCUCUGUCAGCUCCACUCAGAGUGAUCUUAUUCUCAGGCAAACCAAAACCAGUGUGACGCAAGCAGUUGUCAGCGCAACAUUAAUCAAGCCUUCAGAGAGUGAUAAAACAUCUUCCAGCAGUAGCUCAGUGGGAAGCAAACUUGUCGACUCAGGAGUAAAACAGUCGCCCACUAGGUCAGUGACUAACACUACACAAAGCAAGACAGCGCCACCUUCUGCUAAACAAAGCAGAUGUGUUGUUACCACCGCUUGUCCUAUUGCAGUCUGCGGCACAGUUUCAACAUCCAUAGCUCCCAGCACGCCAACCAGCUCAGCUUCUUGUCCCCAGCGAACCACAACAACGCCUCUGCCUUGUAAGAAGCCAGUUCCCUCCUCCACAGCAUCCACAAGCGCCACCCUGUCUUCAUCUGCAAGCUCCGGUAAUACCCCAACAAUUUGUCCAGAGUUGAGAAAAGGAUUCACGGCCACAAGAGAGCAUCAGUCGGAAGUCCAAGUGCCCGACUCUCCAGAAAAACCCAGACAGCUCCAGGAAGAACAAGCAAUCACACAAGCAGAGACCCUAUCUGACGCGACAUCUAAAAAAUAUUUUGCGCUCCCUCAUGGAUUGUACACUAAUCUGAGCGACCAAGCAAUGGAGCACCCCACACAGACAGACUCCCCCAUGUCGUCAGUGGCAGAGGGAGUUCGAGGCUUCUCUGUGGCCUCCAUGCUCCCUCAGGGUCACAGUAUAAGUGCCUCUUCCGCUACCUUCGGCACCUUCACAUUCACUUCAGAGCAGGCUGAGAUGUUAGCCCUGGCCAUGUUGGAGCAGGAUAGUCCUGGGAGGAGGACUGGAAGCUGCACCGGGAGCGAUGCAACACCAACUAGCAACACCGCACCAAGCGACACCACCGCACCAAGCGACACCACGGCACCAAGCGACACCACCGCACAAACCAACGACAGCGCACAAUCCAACGACGCCGCACCAUCCCACAACGCCGCACCAUCCCACGACUCCGCACCAUCCCACAACUCCGUACCAUCCCAAAACUCCGCCCCAUCCAACAACAACGCACCAUCACACAACACCGCACCAACCAACAACAACGCACCAUCACACAGCACCGCACCAUCACACAACACUGCACCAACCAAUAACACUGCAGCGGCUUGGGAGCCUCCAAAAGUGUCUGUUAAUAAAGACAAGACUGUGCAGCAGACUAAAGUUAGCAAACCUUUGGACACAGUAAAAGUUCCAGUUCAAGUGUCAACCAGAGGACAAGUUGGAGAUGUCUCCGUCAGUGGGAGCAGUGCAAGCAGACAUCCUCAGAACUUGCCUCAUCACAUCUCGUACUCACAGCCUCAGUCUGUCCCUCAGGUCCAGACUCAGAGUGGCCCAGUGGCAAGCCUGAGUGUCAACAACCUGAUCAGACCCAGCUCCUCGCAGCAUCCCUACCCUGCUGCUCCAAGUCUGGCAGUCCAGCAGGCCUCAGGACCCACAUCCGCCACCGCCGCCUUCGUCCACGUGUCUCGAGGCUCCAACAACUCGCACAACAGCAAUUCUGGUGCGUCCCAGCUCAGCGAAUACGCCCCCAUGAAAACGGCUCUAAUGAGGGCUCAGGCCGAGCGCCAGGUCAAGAUCAUCUCAAAGCGGCAGGCCCAGGAGGAGGCCAUGCUCAACACGGGAAAGCGAGCCAAACCUUGUCCGGCACCGCCACCUGCUGUAGGCCAAAGGGACGUGAAGGCAGCGGAACACAGCCAGAUGAUGGUGGGACAGCUUCCCCCCUCAUCUUCAGCCAUGGCGAGGAUUCAUCCUGAAGGCUCGCUCUUCUCGCCAAACUCCUUUAUGAGUCCCCCUGAGCACAACCAGCCUGGAGUGCUCCAUCUGCCCCAAAGUCAUCCACAGCAUCCACCAGCCCAGCCUGGACAGCAUCUGGGAGGUAAUAUCUACAUGAAGCAGCAGCAAGAGCAACACAGGCACCAUCUUUAUCACCUCCAACACCACCUGACUCAGCCCGAUCCCGCACAGCGACACUCGCUCCACCAGAGGGCGCUGCAGGAACAGCAGCAGCAGCAGCAGAAGAAGCGGGGGCUGGGCUCACCCGCUGGCAUGCAGCAGAAGCAGCAUCACUCACAACAGCAACAGGCUGCACAUCAGCAUGCUCAACAACAACAACAACAACAACAACAACAACAUCAACACCAAGCGUCUCAUCCUCAGCAGCAUCAAGCACACCAAGCACAGCACCAACAACAUCAUCAACAACUGCAGCAGAACUCUCAUUCCAGACACCAGCAGCAUCUUCAGCAGAUUCAACAUUUUAGACAUCAGGAGAAAAUCUGCGACGCUCAGGCUCCUGGAACCAGAACCCUCCACGGCAACCAUUUGGCCCAGCAAGACCACCUCAAGCCGGCUCAGGAUCACGGCGCCAUGCAGCGGAUGAUGAGUUCUCGGACUGUGGAGCAGCAGCAGCUCAUCUCGUCUCCUAGCAACCCCGUCUCCCGUCCAUCCGAGCUGUCCUGCGUUCCAUCCCGCCAGGAGCGCCACCGCGUGUCCAGCUACUCCGCCGAGGCACUCAUCGGGAAAAGCCCGACAAGCGGCGACCAGCAGCAGCGUUUGGCGCUGCACCUGCAGUCGGGCCGUGCUGCCGCCCAGGACCAGCCUGACCUGCGAGCGUACAUGAACACAACCACGCGGGCGAAAGCCAACAUGGCACACAACCCCCAGAACCGCCUCUCGUCGGAGCAGCACCCAGCUGACAUACAGAGGGUCUCAGAGUGCCCCCCCUUCAAGGCCAUGGCGGCAGGAGGACACCAAUUGACCGGAUUCGAGGCGCAGGUUUCACGCAGCGGCGACAUGGCCCCUAAGCCGGGACUCCCGUCCCAGCGGGGACCUCCGGGCCAGCAACAAGGGACCUUCAGGAUGGGUGUCGGUCCCCCGGCAGACAGUAGAAACCGCUAUGCUGGCAUCCAACUUGGCUCUCAGGGGUCACAAGGGGAAGCGUGUCACCAGACCUUCAUGCAGAGCCUCCUUUCCCCCCACAUGCUGGAGCACAGCAACCACCAGAGGGUGGCGCAGUGCUGUCCCCCGGUCAGCAUGGAGUACGCCUGUGGCCCCCCAUCAGCAGACAUCCAGACCGCCAAGAGCUCCAGUCCCAAUGUGCCCCCCAGCCAGAAGGCCUCGGCCAUGAGUAACAAAGGUCAUAUCUCUCAGGUGAACGGCAACAUGCACGGGGGUGUCCGAGUGGGUGUGGCCCACCCUCCCACGCCUCACAGCAGCUCUGAACCCGGUCGCCCUACCGCUGUCUCGAGGCCGCCCCCGGUCGUAAGCCAGCAUUCACGCCACAUCGCCCGGGACACUCAGAGCACCAAACUGAGACCGGGCGAACGGCCCAGAUCUGGAUCUUUACGACCCGCUAACCCCUUUGAGGCCGAGCCCCACCUGCCGGGGGGGAUGUUGCUGGGCCGGCCUCAGCCCCCAUCAGGGGGCGAGGCUAGGCGUAGCGCCAUUGUUCGCUUUAUGGCGGACGGCGCUCAGCCGCCUGGCGACAACGCCCUUGUGCCUGAACAACACCUGACGCAGAACUUCGGCUUCCCUUUUAUCCCCGAGGGUGGCAUAAACCCUCCACCCCCCAUUAACGGCAACUCCACCUUCAUCCCCCCCGUCAGCCAACCCAGCACCUCCCGUACGCCCUCCUUGCUGCCCGUGGAGUCCCCCCAGAACACCUUAGCCUCCUUCUACCCGUCCUACUCGCCUGCUGCCCACCCCAGCUUGCCGGGCGACGUCACCCUGCAGUACUUCUCCAACCAAAUGUUCACCAGCCCCACUGCUGACAAGGCCAGCGCCCCCCCGCCGCCACCCCCUUUGAACAACCGCUUCGGCUCCAUCCUGUCACCGCCGCGCCCGGUAGGCUUCGCUCAGGCCAGCUUCCCCCUGCUGCCCGACAUGCCUCCCAUGCCCAUCACCAACACUGCAGGCAUCACGCCUCACAUCUCCAACUUCAGCCUCACCUCUCUCUUCCCGGAGAUUGCCGCGGGAAUGCCCACGGACGGUUCGGCCAUGCCCAUGUCGCCCCUGCUGUCCCUCGCCAACGCGUCCUCCGCCGACGCCAGCAAGCAACCCAACAGGCCCGCCCACAACAUCAGCCACAUCCUGGGACACGACGGCAGUUCGGCGGUCUGAAGGGGGACAAACCUUUUUAACUUAUAUGGCUUUUGUAAAUACUCACCUUUCAUAUCAGAGUUUAGAUUGUCUAUUUGUAAAUACCAAAUGAUGAAUAAAGUUUAUAAGAGAUGCAGUA